GCACUAACACUAAUACUAGUGCUGCAUCAUCCAUUCCACAGCAACCACAGAUACAAAAUCGUAUUACUCCUGUUUCAAGGCCGUCAAAAUUACCACCUGAACUUUUAACAGCUGAGCGUGAACGCAGGUUGAAUGCUCGAAUAGCACUGAGACUUCAAGAAUUAACUAGUCUCCCAGCAUCAAUGCCAGAAGAUUUGAGAAUUAAGGCUGAGAUUGAACUGAGAGCUUUAAGAUUAUUAAACUUCCAGAGGUCACUAAGAGCAGAGGUUAUUGCAUGCAUGCAAAAGGACACCAUGUUGGACACUGCUUCACUUGCAAAAAAGAGACCAAAAAAAUUUAGUUUACGUGAAGCGAGGGCUACGGAGAAAUUGGAGAAACAACAGAGGCUUGAGGCAGAACGAAAAAGACGCCAGAAACACCAGGAGUUCCUAAAUGCUGUUCUUCAGCAUGGUAAAGAUGUGAAGGAAUACUUCCGGAACAAUUAUGCGCGGAUACAACGUCUUAAUCGUGCUGUCAUGACUCACCAUGCUAAUGCAGAGAGGGAACAAAAGAAGGAGCUAGAGAGGAGAGCAAGAGAGAGAUGGAGGCGGCUAAUGGCAGAAGACGAAGAAGGCUACAGAAAGCUGAUUGAUCAGAAAAAAGAUAAACGGCUAUCACUCCUCCUCCAGCAGACUGAUGAGUACAUAGCAAAUCUAAAAGAUAUGGUGAAGCAACACAAAGCCGAGCAGUAUCGUAAACGGCGUGAAGAAGAGAUGGAACAGAAGAAGAAACGGAAGAAGUGGAAACGUGUUGUUGAACCAGAAAUGAUUGACAGUCUGCUUGAUGAGAGUUCUCAGAUGGCUGAUAGAAUUGCAUUGUUACAUACAGCUACUGGUCAGAUGUUGCGUGGGGACCAGAUGCCAUCAGGUGGUCAACUACAGACUUGGUUGGAAUUGAAUCCUGGAUGGCAAGUUGUAUAUGACGAUGAGAAUGGUGCCGAUGAUGAUAGUGACAAUGACUCACAGCAAGAUGAAGAUUAUCGAGGGUUGUGUGAUGAAAUUGUGCCUGAUUUACACAAGAACGAAAACCAACACAUGAGAACUGGAGAGAAUUUAUCAGAUGAGGAGAUGAUGCAGGCAGUGAUUCAGAAAGCUAAAGCUGAAGAUGAUGAAUAUAAGAACACUACCGAAGAACAGACAUAUUACAGCAUUGCUCAUUCAAUUAAUGAAAAAAUUACGGAACAAGCAUCCAUAAUGGUGAAUGGGAAACUAAAAGAAUAUCAAAUACGAGGUUUGGAAUGGCUUGUGUCUCUGUACAACAACAGCCUGAAUGGUAUAUUGGCUGAUGAAAUGGGUUUGGGAAAAACAAUACAAACAAUAGCAUUAAUAACAUAUUUGAUGGAGAAAAAGGAAGUUCAUGGACCGUUUCUUAUUAUUGUCCCACUUUCCACGCUGUCAAAUUGGGUGCUAGAAUUCGAGAAGUGGGCACCAUCAGUGUGUGUGGUAGCAUACAAAGGAUCCCCUUCCAUUCGACGCAGUCUGCAGACCAAAAUGCGAACUUCAAGAUUUAAUGUACUGCUAACAACCUAUGAAUACAUAAUAAAAGAUAAAUCAGUUCUUUCAAAGUUUCGGUGGAGGUUUAUGAUUAUUGAUGAGGGUCAUCGCAUGAAGAAUCAUCAUUGCAAAUUGACUCAGAUUUUGAAUGCGCAUUAUAAUGCACCACACAGACUCCUACUGACAGGAACACCUUUGCAAAAUAAGCUGCCAGAAUUGUGGGCAUUGCUUAAUUUCUUGCUGCCAUCUAUUUUCAAGUCUGUGAGCACAUUUGAGCAGUGGUUCAAUGCACCAUUUGCUCUAACUGGUGAAAAGGUUGAAUUAAAUGAGGAAGAGACAAUACUAAUUAUACGUCGUCUUCACAAAGUUCUACGCCCAUUUUUGUUAAGACGACUGAAGAAAGAAGUGGAAUCUCAGUUACCAGAUAAAGUUGAAUAUAUAGUUAAGUGUGACAUGUCUGGACUUCAGCGUGUUUUGUACACUCACAUGCAGAACAAGGGAGUGUUGUUGACAGAUGGCUCAGAAAAAGGAAAGCAAGGUAAAGGUGGCACAAAAGCACUUAUGAACACCAUUAUGCAACUUAGGAAAUUAUGUAAUCAUCCUUUCCUGUUUCAACACAUUGAAAAGGCCUACUGCGAUCAUAUUGGUUAUCAAGGAAGUGUUAUAGUAGGACCAGAUCUUUGCCGAGCUUCUGGGAAAUUUGAACUUCUGGAUCGUAUCCUGCCAAAAUUGAAGGCAACAAACCACAGAGUCCUUCUGUUUUGCCAGAUGACACAACUCAUGACAGUUAUGGAAGAUUAUUUGGGAUGGAGAGGUUUUCGUUAUUUACGCCUAGAUGGAACAACAAAGGCUGAAGAUAGAGGAGAACUUUUACGGAAAUUUAACGAUCCUGGAUCAGACUACUUCGUCUUCCUGUUGAGCACUCGAGCUGGUGGUCUCGGCCUCAAUUUACAGUCAGCAGAUACAGUUAUUAUCUUUGACUCUGACUGGAAUCCUCAUCAGGAUUUGCAAGCUCAAGACAGAGCACACAGAAUUGGUCAGAAGAAUGAAGUCCGUGUCUUACGUUUAAUGACUGUUAAUUCUGUAGAAGAACGUAUCUUAGCAGCUGCUCGUUACAAAUUGAAUAUGGAUGAGAAAGUUAUACAAGCAGGGAUGUUUGACCAAAAGUCCACAGGUUCUGAGAGACAGCAGUUUCUGAAGAGCAUACUACAUCAAGAUGAAGCAGAUGAUGAGGAGGAAAAUGAGGUACCAGAUGAUGAAACAGUCAACCAAAUGAUAGCACGUGGCGAAUCUGAGUUUGAGCUUUUUCAAAAGAUGGAUGCAGAGCGAAGGCAGACAGAAAUGAGCAGUGGUGGACAGUGCAAACCUCGACUGAUGAGCGAGGAUGAACUUCCUGCUUGGCUUGUGAAAGAGAGUGAUGAGGGGGUAAAAUGGACUGAGGAAGAGGAGGAAGAUGAACAUAGUUAUGGAAGAGGUUCAAGACAGCGUAAAGAAGUUGAUUACUCUGACCGUCUUACUGAUAAAGAAUGGCUUAAGGCCCUGGAAGAGGAUGAAGAAGAUGGUGAAGAGGAACAAGCAGUGCAUCGAUCAAACAAGAAAUCACGCAAACGUCAGCGGCUUGACCUUCCGGUCUCACCAGCACCCAACAUUUCAGGGGAACCUCACAAGAAACGCCGUAAUCGUGAUCAAGUCUCCAAUUUAGAAUCAGUAAAUCUGAAGUUGCAGAUGAAAGAAUUACUUGAUGUUGUUAUAGGUUAUGCUGAUAGUGAUGGCCGGUACAUAAGUGAGCCAUUUAUGGAACUGCCUUCGAGAAAGGAACUUCCUGACUAUUAUAAAAUCAUAAGGCGGCCUCUCGAUAUUAAAAAGCUUAAGCAAAGGAUUGAAGAUAACAAGUAUGUGUCUAUGAAUGAUCUAGCUAAAGAUUUUAUACUGAUGUGCCGUAAUGCCCAGAAAUACAAUGAAGAAGGUUCAUUGAUUUAUGAAGAUUCUAUUGUUCUUGAAAGAGUGUUCACUGUGGCAAGACAGCGAAUGGAAUCUGGUGACUGCAGUACUACACAAGUAAAACACGAAGAUAAUGAUAUUGUUGUUGUCCAGCCUGAGGAAGAAACCGUGAAACUCCGUAUAAAGUUGAAAGGGCUUGGAAACAGCAUAAAUUAAGCCGCUGAAAUUGUGAUUUCAAGACAUCCAUGAAAAAGCUUAUUGACGCUAAACAGGAAGGAGCUUUUGAAAUAAGGAAGAAGAUACAAAGGAAAAAUGAGCAA
Messenger RNA from Schistocerca americana (American grasshopper), 3793 nucleotides. Its product is annotated as ATP-dependent helicase brm-like. The transcript has 23 exons. Gene Ontology annotation, molecular function: transcription factor binding; DNA binding; ATP binding. The record is from RefSeq and is a predicted model, not a curated record. Bases 183 to 3689 code for a protein of 1168 amino acids. Lineage: Eukaryota; Metazoa; Arthropoda; Insecta; Orthoptera; Acrididae. Gene Ontology annotation, biological process: positive regulation of transcription by RNA polymerase II. Gene Ontology annotation, cellular component: nucleus.